UGGAAUUUACAGUACAGUGUUUCCAUGUCCCUUGGGCCUGUAACUGCCUUGGGGAAGGAAGUCCCAGCAGUUAUACCUAACAUAGAGCCACGUGGUAAAUGUCAAGGGUUGGGAGGGAAAGGCUGGAAAAUGCUAGAGACGGAACCUGUCAGUAGUGGCAUCAGUCAACAGCCACUAUCAGUGUAGUGUGCCUUGGGCACCCAAAGGAGCCUUGGAGGGAAGAACAGGAUAGGACUAGAUAGAGAUCCAGCAGAGCAGCUAUGCUGGCUUUUAUUGCCUGAGUGGAUGGUAGAGAGGAAGGCAACUUUGCUACUUAGUAUGAUGGACUGGUUGUAGGAAGGGCUAACUGCAAGCUUCCAGUAGGACGGCAGUUUGGAGCUCGAGAAUUGCUUCUCCAGGAGAACUAGAGGAGCUCAUAGAACCUUAAGCGGCGUGCAUUACUUUUGGCCCAGACUAGACUGGUGGUUUGGGUUGAGAAGGCCCUUGCUGGACUUGAUUACACUUAGGAAAGCCCUGGCCUCAAUCUCCAGCAAAGGAGAAAAAAGGAGGGAGUGGUCUGUGUGAUCGCGUACACUGAAGGGGGUUCUUCCCAACUCGUUACAGUACUCUAGGAAGCACUUCUCCACCACUCCCUUCUGUAAUCUCAGGUGAGUAUGCAUGUUGGCUGUCUGGAGGUAAGGUCUGAUAGUCACCUGAAGCUUACCAAUAUAUGGCUGGACAGCAUGCUUCAGGUCAGGGAUCUCUUGUCUACCACACCUGGCUUCUCUUAUGAGUUCUCCAGUUUAAAUUGAGUCUUCAUGCUUGCAAGACCUGGGCUGACUCCCUAAACCCUGGAUCUUUGUUCUUAAAGCAGUUGAAGAAUCAUCUUGAACUUUUGAUACAAGCACAUUUAAAGUAACUCUGCCUGUUAGGUACAUACAAAGGAACCUGCUUAUCCCCUAGAGACCUGAGUACUGAGGAAGAGCAUUUCAAGGAAUUACUGGGGGUGUCUGCCUUGGAAGGAUUUACCUAAUAACAUCUAUGACUUGACAAUGGAGUAGUAGAAUGUAUUAAGGAUGUCUACAUUAUAGUUGCAUAUACAAAAUUAACACAGCUAGGCAUCAAGGUGCAUUCUCUGUGAUUCCAAAAUUCAGGACAGUUAAGGCCAGAAGAUCAUAAAUUUGAAGCUAGCAUAGGCUUUAUAGCAAGACUGUCUGAAAAGAAGGGGAAAAAUAGAAAUGUGGAACCCAGAUUUCUCAAAAGCUGAAGCACAGGUGGCCCUUCAUUUUAAGAAUGAAAUGCAAAAUUCAAAACCAUUUGAGACAGGUUGGUGGGGUGAUUUUGCUCUUCAGUCUGGGCCUAAGUUGUGCCGGGUGAGGGAUAGGCAUUCAUGGAAACACGAAUGACAAGGAUUCAAAGAAUGCCAAACGAGAUGUGAAGAGUUCACACGUGGUGUGUGGCACUGCUGUGUAUAACCACUGGGGUGGGCAGCUUGACACUGAGCAUGAACUCUUGAACAAUGCCAUUAAUGAACAUGUGUGUCGGUGUCUGAACUAGCCAUUGCGGGGGUGGGGGGUAAGAAUUCUUUAGCUUUAUUUUAAAUAAAAUUUUGGGCAAAGGAAAUGUCUCAGCAGGUAAAGGUGCCUCCAAGCUUGAUGGCAUUAGUUCAGUCCUUGGAACCUAUGUGGUGGAAGUUGAGAACUGCCUAAGUUUUCUGAUAGCUGUAUACUCAUACACACCAAGUAAAUGUAAUUUCUUAAAGGGGGGAUGAGAAUUGGUGCAAUGUAACAUGCGAAUGUAUGUAUAAUGCCCAUCUAUUGAUGUGACUGCUGUGUAACACAAAUAAUAAAAACCCAGAAUCAGAUAUUGGGGUUCAAGCUGAAGAUCAGAGAAGCAAAGCAGCCAGCCACUAGAGUUCUCACCUCUACCAAUGCUCAGACCAGAGGGGCGAUCCUGUCCUCAGACUGCAUCUCCGGACUGCACUGAGCUUCUUAUAUAAAACUACUGCUGGGGCUAAAGGUGUGAGCUGUGUCUCUCUCAGACUGAUUAUCUCUCAAGUAGCCCGGGUGACCUUGAGUUCAGAUUCAUCUGCUUGUCUCCUGAGUCCUGGGAUUAAAGGUGUGUACCACCACUGCCCAGCUUCUGGAAGCUAACUAAUGUGGCUGGCUUUAUUAGAUCAUUAGCAAUGCGUCACCACACUGCUGCAGUGAUCCGUACAUCCCCAAACUUUCUUACUAGUCUUAACUUGCCACUUAUGGAAAAACUUCACCUUCUACCAUUUAGCUUUGACAGUGCGACUCUUUAAUAUGGCCUCUCACAGUCUGAAAAUUCUGAUUAAAACCUAGAAUAUGCCCUCUUGAGAUAGUCUUUUCCUUGACUUUUUUCUGGUAAGGUCUUUAUCCUCAGGAUGCAAGAAUACUCCCUCUUCCUCUGUGAAGUGCCGAGUCACCAGCACAGCUGUAAACAUUUCAGUCAGUUCAGGCUGCAGAACCGCUUCAGGUAAGGUCGAAUAGUCUUAAAUUAGUGUAUAUAGUUAGAGGGUUGAGGACAGGGGCAAGGGGAGAUCUGAUGCAAGAAACAGUACAAAUUUUUGCUUGGGAAACAUUGGGUAAACUUGUAUUGCUGUGUUUUCCAGAUAAUUCAAUGCCCAGAGUAGUUUUUAUUAAGCAGCUUGUCUUAGAAGCAAACAGUUCAUUAUUUAAUUAAAUAUGUGUGUCAGACUACCUUCAAAUUCUAUGUGACCGUUAAUUUACUUAACUGCAUGUGCAUCGAAGCACUCAGCCUGCUGCCCUCCUCGUGCCUUCUGUUAACAGUGCAAAGUGCAGAGAAGCAUGGCUUAAAGCCACGGGCAUUAUCGCCUGUUCCACGGAGCUUGGAGAUUAAAAGGGUGUAAUGUGCUGUUGGCACUUUCUAAAAAUAUGAUUGUAAGAAAUGAAUCAAGUGGACCUUGCUGUUCCCUUCCUGGCUGUUGGGUAGAGGCAGCCCUGCUUAAGUCAGUAGAAUCAGUAGCACAGCUAGUUCUCCUGUAGACACUACAUUGUGGUGACUGAACAUGACCGUGAGAAUCUUAAUUCAUUCUGAAAAGAUUUUAAGGUAUUCUUUCUGUAGCUUGAAGGUGUCCAAAUUUCAGUGUUCUAAACUGAGAACUGGGUGAGAUGGCUCAGUAGGUAAGAAUGCAUACCCAGUAAGCCUGAGCUAGACUCUCCAGCCCCCACUUACGCUGAAUAGAAAGGUACUUUUUUUUUUUUUUAAUCGGCCCUUUUAAGAGUGGAGGGAGACUUGGUUGUACCUGGGCAACAUUCCAAGGCAGUGAGAAAGCUGGCCAAAGAGCUGUGCCUGCAGCAGGUGCCAGACUCCAAGAUGGGCUCUGAGCCUUGUAUCAUUGCCUUUCAGACAUGCUAAGGAGCGCCUUGUUGUGCGCGAUGCUCGCACUCGUGCACGCCCAGCCCUUCCCCUGCCCUGAAACCUGCAGGUGUGUGGAUCGCGAUGCUGUGCAGUGCUGGGGCAGCAGCGUGGCUCACAUCGCCUCGCUGGGUCUGCCCAGGAACCUUACACACAUCGUGCUCUUCCGAAUGGACCAGGGCGUAUUGCGGAACCUCAGCUUCAGUGGCAUGACCGUCUUGCAGCGCCUGAUGUUCUCAAACAGCCACAUUUCCGCCAUCGAACCCGGCACCUUCAAUGACCUGGUAAAACUUAAAACCCUUAGGUUGACGCGCAACAAAAUCUCUCAUCUUCCAAGUGAGCUCCUGGAUAAGAUGGUGCUCUUGGAACAGUUGUUCUUGGACAACAAUGCACUAAGGGACCUUGACCAAAACCUGUUUCAGAAACUGCUUAACCUGAAGGAGCUCUAUUUGAAGCGUAAUCAGCUCACUUUUCUUCCUGCUAACCUUUUCACGAGCCUGGGGAAGCUGAAGGUGUUGGAUUUAUCGGGAAACAACCUGACCCAUCUGCCCAAAGGAUUGCUUGGGGCGCAGGUUAAACUUGAGACACUGCUGCUCAACUCAAACCAGCUCGCGUCUGUGGAUUCGGGGCUUCUGAGAAACCUGGGCUCCCUAAUUGAGCUGCAGCUGGACUGGAAUCGCCUCCGCUCCAUCGCAGCCGGUGCUUUCGACAGCCUCGGAAACGUGAAGUUGUUGACUCUGUCCAGAAAUCUCCUGGAGACCCUGCCACCCGCGCUCUUCCUUCGUACGAGCAACGUGACUCAGCUGACCCUGUUCGAGAAUCCCCUGGAGGAGCUCCCGGAGGUGCUGUUCGGGGAGAUGGCCGACCUGCGGGAGCUGUGGCUGAACGGCACCCAGCUGCGCACGCUGCCCGCAGCCGUCUUCCGCAACCUGAGCGGCCUGCAGACUCUGGGGGUGACGCGGAACCCGAGCCUAGGCUCGCUCCCGCGCGGCGCGUUCCAGGGACUGGCGGAGCUGCGCAUGCUCGCGCUGCACUCCAACGCCCUAGCGGAGCUUCCCGACGACGCGCUGCGCGGUCUCGGCCGCCUGCGCCAGGUGUCGCUGCGCCACAACCGGCUGCGGGCCCUGCCCCGCGCGCUCUUCCUUAACCUCAGCAGCCUUGAGACCGUGCAGCUGGAGCACAACCAGCUGGAGACGCUGCCUGGAGAUGUGUUCGCGGCCCUGCCCCAGCUGACUCAGGUCCUGCUGGGCCACAACCCCUGGCUCUGCGACUGUGGCCUGUGGCCCUUCCUCGAGUGGCUACGGCAGCAUCAGGACCUCCUGGGCCGAGACGAGCCCCCCCAGUGCCAUGGCCCAGAGCCACGCGCGGGCCUGUCGUUCUGGGACCUGCUUCAGGGUGACCCGUGGUGCCCGCACCCUCGAGGCCUGCCUCUCAACCCUCCAGCCGAGAACGCCCUGGAAGCCCCGGUCCCCUCCCAACUGACUAAUAGCUCGCAGUCCCCCGCGUGGGUCCAGCUGGUGGCCAGGGAUGAAGGUCCCGAUCAUAGCUUCUACUGGGGUCUUUAUAUUCUGCUUUUAGUAGCUCAGGCCGUCAUAGCCGGGAUCAUCGUGUUUGCCAUGAUUAAAAUCGGCCAGCUAUUUCGAACAUUAAUCAGAGAGAAGCUCUUGUUUAAGGCAAUGGAAAAAUCUUGUAACUAAUUAAGACGUGACCAGAGCAUUGUAGACGGGGCCUCAGGGAGAAUCUAGUCAGGAUGAUACUCCCUUCCUCCUUUCCCCACGCCUGUUCUCUCCCCUGCUCUUUCUGCCUCAGUUCAUUCUUUCAGGCUUCCUUUCAAGCCCCUCUCCUCAGAAGAGCCUUUUGUAAAUCGCUACUGCUUACUAGGGUGGCCUCGGUUUCCUCCUCUGUUGUUAGUUUCCGAGUGGGAGUGGGGGAAGGAAACUUGGCUUGUAUUUGACUCAUUCGGUCCUACCGUGAGGCUCUGGGUGCCUAGAGGAGAGAGGAGCUCUUUCUUAGUUUCUGAGUUUGGGUGAUGACACUCCUCCUAGGUGAGAGCAAGACCUCUUCUUCACCCAGCAAAGGGUUGGGUAGCAUUUGCUGAAGGAACACCUGCAUAAAAUGAACCCUCGAUCCCAGAGAUGAUGGUUUUUCCCAGGAGAAUGCUGGAGUCUCCUUUUCCCUUUCUAUUUGAAAGGAGAUUGAUGUCCAUUCUCUUCUGUUUUCAUUUUGAGUCCGUUCUGCGGGCUGUUUAGGAAGGCGCUGGCAAGCCUCCGGUGAUGGGCUGAGCUAGGACACACGGGAGCUCCCAUUCCCACCCCAGGGACAACCAAUUCCUGGCACCCACUCCUGACCUGACUGAAAUGACUUUUGGCACUGGUAUGGUGAUGGGAGCUCCCGUGUGUCCUGGCUCGGCCCGUCACGGAGGAAGGAGGCUUGUUUUGAAACAAAGGUUCCACAGAAACCAGAGCCUUAUCUGAGGUGUUCCAGGAAGCUUGGGGAGCUGCUCAGUGUAUCCCACUGGCCUCCUGUGAGUUUCCACUGCUUUGAACCAGGGAAAUGUGUCACUUGGUUCCCAUAUCCUAGAGGUAAAUGCCACCUCAUUUCAGAAGCAUUUAUGGAGCUGUGACCAUGUGAUAGGUGUUCAUGAAGGUAAUGAUAGCUUGGUUUCCAUGCACCGUGCUUGUAUCACAUUCCCAUUUAUCCUUCCAAUUGAAAGCAAUUAAACCCUUGUUGCCUUAAUUGGCUGUCUGCUUAUGAGAGGCAGUGGUUAAACACAUGCAUGGGAGCUUCAGUCUGUGUCCCCGCUUCCUAACCCCCAGGACAAUGUACACACGUUCUGUAAACCUGGGCUUCCUGAAAGGGAUGCUGUGAGAAUUAAAGCUAAUAAAACAUACAGAGACUUGACCCAGUACCCUGGAUACAAAAACUGGCCAGUGAGUAGGAGUUACUACUAAAGAGUAUGCAGUUACAUUCUCAGCCCGCCCCCCCCACACACACACACUCAUGGGCUGCUUUUGAACUGGAGAUCUUGCACUCCCAGGCUCUGGGACUGUAAGUUUGGGCUGCCACACUCAGCUGGUAUCAUGCUUUCUAAGGAAGAUAUUCCACCCUCUGUGUAGAAAAGAGUAAACUUUCUCAAACUGGAGGUUAGACCCAAACCAGCUCUGUCUGUCUCCACAUAGUCUGUGAGCUCAGUCCUGUGCUCAUGCUCGGGUUCUGUGUUUGCAGGCUACAGGCAUGGGUCCUCCCAGCACCAUCAGGGUGUGUGGGGGAGAAAUAGCUGGGUCCUGACAUCUGUCUGCCUGUGCUUCUUCAACACCAGCUUCAAAUCUCACCCCCUUGCUGAAGCUCCCCCUACUGUGUGCUUCCUGUACUUGCUGCCUCUCAGAUGCUGGGCACCACCCUCCCCAUCUGGCCCUGGGUGUGACUUUAGAGCAGCUGUUUAAUUAGCCUCUUGUUCUGUAAACUCACUGGACAGUUUCUGUCUUGUUUAUUUCAAAAAUUUGGAGCCACUAAUAUCUUAAAAUCCAGGUGUGUGUGUGUGUGUGUGUGUGUGUGUGUAACUCAGACUCUGUUCUAAAUACUACUCUCUGAGUCAGGCUUUCUAGCAUGGGGCCUGUUUUCAUCUGUAGGAUGAGGAUGACAGUUGUCCCUACCAGUGCUGGAAGGACCACAUGAGGUAGUUCCUGCCAAGUAAAGACGAUGGGCUGGUUCCUAAGGCCCAGUGGCAGCUGUUUUGAUCAGCUAUUCUGGAAUCCACCGUGUCCUAACAUUUCUCUCUGCCUCUUCAUGUGUUGCUUCAUUUGGCGAUUUGAUUUACUAUUCUAUACCAACCACUCUGGUAAGUGGAGAGUCAGAGCCAGGAGAGAAACAAUGCCCACUUCCAUGGGGUUAUACCCGGGGGUCCCACCAGCCGUGAGGUUGUCCCACAUUCCAGGACAUUCAGAACCAAGGUAGGGAGGACAGCUUCAGACACUUCUGCCAGCUUCAUGAAAUAUUCGUUCUUCCCUCUGUUUGAUUAAAUUUUUUAAACAUUGUCAAAAACAACAGAUAAUAUUGAAAACCCAUGUGUAAUCUCUUCCUGACUUCAUCCCUUUUUCUCUAUCAAACAAUAAAGCUACUCAAUAAAUGUGCCUUA
This is a messenger RNA of Mesocricetus auratus (golden hamster), 7516 nucleotides long. RefSeq names its product glycoprotein V platelet (gene Gp5). Gene Ontology annotation, molecular function: protein binding. Bases 3375 to 5078 code for a protein of 567 amino acids. Lineage: Eukaryota; Metazoa; Chordata; Mammalia; Rodentia; Cricetidae. The transcript has a single exon. The record is from RefSeq and is a predicted model, not a curated record.